This is a messenger RNA of Hordeum vulgare subsp. vulgare (domesticated barley), 1072 nucleotides long. RefSeq lists its product as uncharacterized. Bases 150 to 836 code for a protein of 228 amino acids. Lineage: Eukaryota; Viridiplantae; Streptophyta; Magnoliopsida; Poales; Poaceae. The transcript is spliced from 2 exons. The record is from RefSeq and is a predicted model, not a curated record.
CUCUCCCUAUGGUUACCUGCCCCGCCACCACGUGACGAGAGAACCUGACGAGAGACCGAGGUAAGGCCUCGAUCCUCGAGCGCUCUCCGACGCGGCACCUCCUCCUGGCCCGACCCGUCGCUCGCGCCCAAGACCAUGUCGGUGCAUACAUGUCGUCCCCAAUCAGCAGCAGUUGCCAAGGAGCUCCUCGACCCCGAGCUCGCCGGCAACAGCAAGCAGGAUGUCCCCCGCGCCCUUCCCUCUCCCUCCUCGUUCUCUUCUUCCUGUCCUCACACCUCCCCGUAUCUUCUUUCUCCUGCAGGAGCAGUACCAUGGUGCUGAGGUUCCAAGAGGUCCAUUGUAGCCGACCCUCGUCUUCGGCCAGAUCCGGACGGAAUGGGUCCGGUCGUCCGGAGCGCCGGAUUCGUGUCGCCCCUCGCCCCCAGCUUGCCUCUCCGUUGUACAUGACGCGUGUUGGAGCUUUCCUUGGUCGGACGUCGGAGGAGCCUCUGCCUCGUCCGCUGUCAUGGCCGUCCCAAAGUUCCCCUGCUCGCUGGAGCACCUGCACGUCCAAGCUGCAGGAGACAGCCAUGACCGUCCAGCAGCUCAAGCCCCGCCAUGGCCUCGCCCGAUCUGCUCGAAGCCCAGCCGCCCAUGAGGAGCUUAGCCUACGCCCGGGUCUGCCUCCCCAAGCUUUGUUCCUAGCACUGCCGACCAGUGUUGCAGUCCUGCACCUCGCUCGUGCGCAGGCGCCCUGUUGUCUCCCCGCUGUAAGCAGCCCCGUCAUGCGUGAAAUUCAGAUUUUUCCUAGAUACGUUCUCGCAAGUGUAGGUUGCUUGGAAUUGGUACUAGUUUAGCGCAGCAGUCCUACGUUGUGGAGGUCAUGGGAUCAAAUCCCCACCACUACUCUUUUUCUUAUGCAUUUUGUGAGUGUUUUUAGAGUAUGAGGUUUCUCUAUGUUUCAUGUUUAACCGCGGCCCUGUUUGUUCACACACCAAAAGCUAGGCUAGUUGGUUUGUGUUGUAUAUUCACUCCAGGAGGUCCUCGGUUGGAUACCCUAGUGCUCCAAUUUAUGCUAUGCUUUCUUUUUCUU